AUGGCCUCCUUCGAUACCCCGUUUGAUGAGCUUCCAAACCCGAAGCAGGUAUGGCUGGGAAAGCCUGGCAGCUACGAAGAGGGGCUAGGGAAACUAGCUAUUCUCACUCCGGAGGUUGUCGCAGCCGCAUCCGCCAGCGAGAUCAAAUGUGGCCGCCGAGUGACCAUGGGAUGGGACAUGACGAAAUUGGACUAUCCCAAUCUCAAUCGUCAGCCAUGUCCCCAUAGCAUUAUCCCCCUCCUGGGGGGCAUUGCAUUCGACGAUGUUUAUACCAUGAACCCGCAGCAAAGUAGUCAAUGGGAUGGCCUGCGUCAUUUCUCGCAAACCGUGCCAGGUCAAUCGGAGCGUGUCUUUUACGGAGGGACCACGGCCGACGAGAUUAAUGAUCGCCAGAAUGACCGGAUCGGGAUGCAGCACUGGGCCAAAGAAGGAAUCGCAGGCCGUGGAGUCUUGAUUGACUACGCCAGUUGGGCCGAGAAGAAAGGAAUCACGUAUUCCACAUUCUCAACCCAUCAAGUGCGAUUUGCCGAUAUCCUUGAGAUCGCGCGAGAGAACAAUAUUACCUUCAAAAAGGGCGAUAUCUUGUUCGUUCGCGUCGGCGUGACCAAGGAGUGGGACACGACCAUGACCGAUGCGCAAAAACAAGCUUAUUCGGAUAAUGCCAGCCCGGAGCAUGCUGGCGUAGAGGCCACCACAGAAGUGCUCCGUUGGCUGUGGGACACUGGAUUUUCGGCCAUCGCCAGUGACGCAAUUAGUUGGGAGGUGAGCGAGAGACGAAUUCAUUUCGAGGAUCUGUUCGAAAGGGGACACCCCAAAUUGACAUCCCUGCAGGUGUACCCACCCCAAUCCCCUGACAUCUUCCUCCACGAGUAUGUGCUUGCUGGUUGGGGGAUGCCGAUCGGGGAACUAUUCGAUCUCGAGGCACUGGCCCAGACAUGUCAGGAGCUUCAACGGUGGAGUUUCUUUGUGGCCUCGGUGCCUUUGAACAUGCCGGGCGGAGUUUCUUCGCCCCCGAACGUCAUGGCCAUAUUUUGA
Penicillium olsonii is the source of this 1035-nucleotide messenger RNA. Lineage: Eukaryota; Fungi; Ascomycota; Eurotiomycetes; Eurotiales; Aspergillaceae. The record is from the annotation of a GenBank genome assembly.